AUGCAAGUUGAACGGGUGGCUGUUAUCGGCGCAGGGCCCUGUGGCCUGGGAGUCGCAAAAUAUCUUCUUGCUGAACAAAAAUUCAAGAUCACCAUUUUUGAGCAGCGCGACAAACCUGGUGGUGUUUGGAAUUACACUGGCGAUCAAGGCGUCAACAAUGCAUCGGUGGUUUCUCAUUCUAAGCCAAGCCAGGAGCCUCAACAGCCUGUGAACGGGACUUUUAUUUCCCCUGUAUAUGAUUCUCUCGAAACAAAUAUUCCAAAUUCGAUGAUGCAGUUCACCGAGUAUCCGUUCCCUAAGGGAACCGCGCUAUUUCCAACCCAUGUCGUUGUGAAAGACUAUCUCCAUCAGUAUGCAGAGGAGUUGAAGCCGUUCAUAAGCUUGCAAUCCUUGAUUUUGGAUGUGAUCCUAUCGAAGAAACACCCAAAGCCAGAAUGGACUGUGACGUGGCGCAAUUUGAAGACGGGCGGCACCUUGUCGGAGCAGUUCGAUGCAGUCGUAGUCGCAAAUGGACACCACAAUGACCCAUAUAUCCCCGGAAUCCCUGGCUUGGCUGAAUGGAAUCGAGCCUACCCAGGCUCGAUCAUUCAUUCUUCCUCUUAUAGGCGUCCCGAAUCGUUUGCAAACAAGAAAGUUAUUGUCGUCGGUCACUCCGCCUCGGGAAUCGACAUCGCCACUCAAAUUGGUCGUGUGUCAAAACACCCGCUGCUGAUUUCCGAACGGACAGCAACAACUCUCUCCCCAGAACAAGCAGCGGUUGCCCAAACCCUUCCCGAAAUCAGCCUUCUCAGUGCCGAAGGUGGUCGUGUGCAGUUUAUCGACGGUCGCGAAGAGCGAGAUGUCGAUAACAUUAUCUUCUGCACAGGAUACCACUUUUCCAUUCCAUUUUUAUCAUCUCUGCAGCCGUCUCUUAUCACGGAUGGUGUGCGCCCUCAUCAUUUGUACCAGCACGUCUUCUAUAGUAAAGAGCCCACCCUCGCUCUCAUAGGCUUUCCCCAACGGAUUGUACCAUUCCCUUUCAGUCAGGCACAAGGGGCUUGGGUCGCUCGCGUGCUGUCGGGACGAGUAGCGCUGCCUUCUGAGAUUGAAAUGGAGCGGUGGAUUGGGGAGUGGACGGUCGAGCGCGGGGAAGGACAUAGCUUCAAUGUUCUUGCUUUCCCGCUUGAUGCAACCUACAUCAACUCCCUGCACGAGUUAAGUUCACAUGCCACGCGAAUGGAUGGGUUGGAAAAUGACGGGCAGGGCAAAAGACCACCCUUCUGGGGCGAGAAAGAGAAGUGGACGCGUGCGAGAUUCCCGUUGAUCAAGAAGGCGGCGCAGGCACUUGGUGAUCGGCGAGCUCAGAUUAAGAGUUUGGAACAGCUUGGGUUCGACUUUGAGAAGGAGAUUGCUCAAGAUGUCGAGGUUGGGAAUCCGCGUCUAUAG
Penicillium hordei is the source of this 1425-nucleotide messenger RNA. RefSeq lists its product as uncharacterized. Lineage: Eukaryota; Fungi; Ascomycota; Eurotiomycetes; Eurotiales; Aspergillaceae. The coding region runs from base 1 to 1425 and encodes 474 amino acids. The record is from RefSeq and is a predicted model, not a curated record. The transcript is spliced from 3 exons. Gene Ontology annotation, molecular function: N,N-dimethylaniline monooxygenase activity; NADP binding; flavin adenine dinucleotide binding.